Molecule: messenger RNA, 3294 nt
Organism: Pelobates fuscus (common spadefoot toad)
Lineage: Eukaryota; Metazoa; Chordata; Amphibia; Anura; Pelobatidae
Gene: LRCH3
Product: leucine rich repeats and calponin homology domain containing 3
Exons: 21
Coding region: 9-2249 (746 amino acids)
Molecular function (GO): protein binding
Source: RefSeq, a predicted model, not a curated record
UCGGUGUGAUGGCGGCCGCAGUGUUGGCCGAGGGCUCGGUUUCGUCCGGUUUUUCUGGGAUUAUACAUAACGGUCACGGCGGAGCGGCAUCUGUCCCCGGCCUGGGACCCGCUGCGUGGAACCGUUCGCUGGAGAGAUCUCUGGAGGAGGCGGCGGUGACCGGAGCCCUCAACCUGAGCGGCAGGAAACUGAGAGAGUUCCCGCGGAGCGCAGCCCGACAGGACCUCAGUGACACCACGCAGGCCGAUCUGUCUCGGAAUAGAUUAUCAGAAGUCCCGGCUGAAAUAUGUCACUACAUUUCCUUGGAGAGUCUAAACCUUUAUCAGAACUGCAUUCGCUAUGUGCCAGAGGCCACGCUAAACCUGCAGGCUCUGACCUUCCUUAAUAUCAGCCGUAACCAGUUGACUUCACUCCCUGGGUACCUCUGCAGUCUGCCUCUAAAAGUCCUCAUUGCAAGUAACAAUAAGUUGGACUCUUUGCCAGAAGAAAUCGGUGCAUUGAGACAUUUAACUGAGCUGGAUGUCAGCUGCAAUGAAAUCCAGACACUCCCUGCACAGAUUGGAAAAUUAGAAUCUUUACGGGAUUUCAACAUCAGAAGGAAUCACCUAAUGCAGCUGCCAGACGAACUCGCCGACCUGCCUCUGGUUCGUUUGGAUUUCUCAUGUAAUAAAGUUACCUCUAUCCCAGUAUGUUACCGAAAUUUGCGCCACCUGCAGAACAUCACUCUUGAUAACAACCCUCUACAGUCACCGCCGGCUCAGAUUUGUAUUAAGGGCAAAAUCCACAUAUUCAAAUAUCUAAACAUUGAAGCAUGUAAGAGUGCACCAGACCUGCCUGAUUAUGAAAGAAGACCUCAUGGCUUUAGCACGUGUCAUGAUGACACCUAUCCUUUACGAACCUACGGUGCUCUUGACUCUGGUUUUAAUAGUGUUGACAGUGGAGACAAGCGGUGGUCAGGGAAUGAGCCAACAGAUGAGUUUACAGACCUUCCUCUUCGCCCUUCUGAUGCUCAUAAAGAUCUACGUUUGCGGAAAGACCCCCAACCACCGGAGCACAAAGGCAACGUAUUUAUUCCUAAUGGGGGAGUGGAGCAUGAUUUGGAUCAGAUUGAUUACAUAGACAGUUAUGCUACUGAGGAGGAAGAGGAAGACGCAAGGCUAUCUAGAGGAAACAGUCUAAGUUCACAGUUCAUGGCAUACAUAGAGGAGCGCCGAGUAUCGCAGGGGGUGUCUCCUUCAAAACAAACUCCAACUAGAGGAUAUCACAAAUCUGACGAAAGGCAGAGGCAUUUAAGCAGAGACCCUGAAGAAUUAAGAAGGCCAGAGUCACUAAGUUUACCACACAGCAAAGAUAGACAACCUUCACCAUGCAGGAAUGUGCUGAAUUCUAAUCACCUAAUCUCUAUGGCAAACAGCCCUAACCAGACAGAUGCAGACCGUAGAAAAGAAAUUAUCGAAAAUACGAGAAAGCAGGCCCAGAUAGCAGCUCAAAGGUAUGAAGAGGAGAGAAAGAAGGACAGCCUCAUGCAAGCAGGUGUUCCGAGGCAGAAUGUUGUGAGCCCUCAGAAACCAAGUCCACUGAGCAAUGAGAAUGGCUUUGAGCCACUCUUUUUCUUUGAGGUUGACAAUAGCACCAAUACCAUUAAGAGGAGGCCAGGAAACCACAUGCAGACCGAUGAGCGAUCGUCUCUUACUGCAGUUUCACCCGCUUCUCAGACAACUUCUUCCUCUGCUUACCGAUACUCCCCACAACGACCCGAGAGUUUUUUGUUUAGAGCUGCGGUGCGAGAAGAAGUUAAGAGAGGUAACACCCCACCACCCAAUGCUUCUCCCAGUGAGUCUGCAACUUCCAGAACAACACACAGUCCUAAAUUAAGACAAGAAGAAGUGGAAGUGACAGAAAUGCUAAGGAAGAACAUUGAGUCACGGUUAAAAGUUUCCCUCCCCGACGACUUGGGAGCUGCCCUGACAGAUGGUGUGGUCCUGUGCCAUUUAGCCAAUCACGUACGGCCUAGAUCAGUACCAAGUAUCCAUGUUCCUUCGCCAGCUGUUCCAAAGCUCACUAUGGCAAAAUGCAGACGAAAUGUGGAAAACUUCCUUGAAGCUUGCAGAAAAAUAGGUGUUCCUCAGGACCGUCUGUGUCUGCCUCCCCAUAUUCUUGAAGAAACUGGUUUGGUGGAAGUAGCAGGAACCGUGCAGGCCCUGCUGGAUUUAGCACCUCCAAAACAUCUGUCCCCCACCACAGUUUGAUUCCACAACCUCAUCUAGGAUCCGGAACUGAUGCACUCUCAUGUUUCCCAUCACUGUUGUGCAGGAUCAGCAUCAUUAAAAUCAUGACACACAACACCUAAAGCUUCAAUCAGUCCACAACAGUUUUUUCGUUACAUUUUAUGAAUUGAAAAAAAAAAAAAAAAGCACCCAGACACUGCCCUGUUACCACUCCCAACAUCUGAAGCACUUUGUUGUUUUUUUUCGUUUUAUUUGUCAUAAGAAAUCCCACUUCAUGCCCUGCAACAUUCUUGUGUACUUGUGGUUGGCUCAACCAAGAGGAUGGGCUAAUAGACAAAUAGAGGAGGUACAAUGAGAAGCUCUUUUGUCUGCAAUACUGAAGGCUGGUUUUAUUCACCUGAAUAGAAUUUUGAAACAUUUGUUUAAUGUUUUUUUUUUUCUCUCACCAAACUUGGAGAAUACCCAGAUGAUUUUUAUCUGUAUGAGAAGAACCUGCAUUGUCAGUGACAUUGUGCAUAUCUCUGUAUUCUAGACUAGACUGUUGCAGAAAAAAAAUAUUUACAAAUGCAGACAUCAAUCUUGUUAUCGCGGUGUGCCUAACAUCAAUAGCCUUCUGCAAAACAGUCUGCAAGUGAUGGACAGGACUAGUAUGGGAAGAUUGACUAUGCAUAAGGCAAGAGAACAUUUUCAUGUUUGAUUGUGGAAACUGGGGCAGAUUACUGACAUUGUUACAUGUGUACACAUUACAUCCAUUUCCUUUUGUGGAUGUUUUGGCCAGAGAUGACACUUUGGGUAUGCUAGCUCUGAGUCCUUUAUCAAGUUUCUGUGAUACAUCAGGGACCGACUGAGGUUUUGUUUGUUUUUUUAAUUUAUGAUUUUAUUUAUUUUGUUCUUUUAAAGUUUUAGGACAUCCCAGCUCUGGGAAACACAAGCACGGCAGAAGACCGAAACAAGUUUAUAAUUGGAGCUAGAGAAUAUAUGUAUAAAGAAAUCUUUGCUUCAGACAUCCUGCAUAUGUAUAUAUUUUGAUUGGUAAUGCAUACUUACAAAGAUUGAAAUAGAAGAA